AUGUAUAUAAAAAAAUUAAAAGACUUAAUAUCAACAACAUUAGAUGAUUAUCGAAAUGAGAGAUACAGUGCUUAACAUAAUUAAUUGAUACUUUAAAAAAUAUGGCCAACUUUUAUUACUUUGGUGAAAUUUUAUGCUAUAAUUGGAAUUAUAUACAUAAUUAUUUACAACUCCUUAUAUUUCUCCACUUUUAAUAAGCCUUACACAACUUUUUAUUUUUAUAUAUAACUUGUUGCUAUAGUUUUAUAUGUAGGUGUUGUUGAAAGAAUUAUUCAUUAUAUAAGGGAAUCUUAUAAAUUGAGACUUAUCAUAUUUACAUUUAUUCUGAUAGAAACAUCAUUUUAGAUGUUUUUGAUCGAAGUUUAUCUAACUAAUGAGAUAGAGAAUAGAGAAUUAACAAUUUGUUAGUUGUUUAUAAACUUAUUACUUGUUUUGGUAAUAGUUAGAACAAUAAAAUUAAGAAUUAUGAUAUUAUUAAAAUCUUAUCUUUAUUAUUUUGCUAGAGGGAUCACUUUCCAUUUUAAGACUUUACAAUCCAUUAAUAUCUUAUUUUUUAUAAUUUUGAUAUUGUACCUCUGGGAUUAGCAAUUAAUAAAUUUGAGCAAAGUUUCAUAAUUUACUGAUCAAACUCUGAAAAGCAUUCCAAGUGCUGUUUGUGUAUUAGAUUAGAAUUGCUAAGAUGUUCUAUUUACCAAUAAUUUUACUAAAAGAUUAAUAAAUUCUUUGAAUUUUGGAGGUCUUUCAGGUACAAAAUCUAUUAAUCUUGCAAAUAAAUAAGGAUUUCCCUCAUAAGAAUCUAUUUUAAGCUCAGCUUCUAGUGAAAUAGUGUCAUUUUUUGAGAAUCUUACUUUACCAUAAUCAGAGGUUAAGGAAUAAUUUAAUUCAAAUAGUAUAGAUAGACUUGAUUCUAAAUUUGAAUCUACUGAUUAAAACUAAAUAAAUUUAAAUCAAGCCUUAAAGUUGAUUAAGAACUUAGAAAAAUAAACAUAUGGAUGUAUAUAUACAUUAAGAUGUUAAUAUGAAAAUUAGAAUUAUGGAAAUGAAUAUCCUAUUAUAGUAGAGGCUAGAAUUAAAACUAAAUUACAAUAUGGAUUAAAUAAAAAUGCAAUUCUUUUAAAUCUUUAUGAUGUAUCUCCAAAUUUUAAAUCUUCUUAUUACAAGAAGCUUAAUUAAUUCAAAAGUUAGGUAAUUCGUUCCAUCUCUCAUGAAUUAAGAACUAGAUUAAAUGUGAUUUAAGGUUUCUUGUAAGUAAUUUAAUGUAAUAGCUUAAAUUAUGAUAAAGAAACAAAUAAGUUAUUAAGAGCUGCAUUUAAUAAUUGUAGGAUUUAAAAUCUGAUAAUUAGUUCAAUAAUAAAUUAUAAUCUAAUAAGAGAAAAGAAGUUGGUAACAAAAAUAGAGAAAUGCAAAUUGUUAUCAGUUAUAUAAGAAGCAAUAGAUUUAUUUUAGGAAGAGGCUGAAAUGAAAAACAUUAGAAUAAUAUUUUAGAAACAAAUAAAUUAAGUAUAAAAUGAAAAUUUGGAUUAUGAGAAAUUUUAAAGUAUUUUGAUCCAUAUAAUUUCGAAUAGUAUAAAAUUUAAUAAUAAAACUGGAUAAAUCUAUAUUACAAUUACAAAGGGCAUUUAAGAAAAGGAUAAGAUAAUCCAUAAUAAAGAAAUUGAGAAGAAAACUCUAUAACCUUCUUUAGGUUCUCAAUUAUAUAGAAGUUCUCAAGAUUUAAAUGAGAGCUCAUUUCAUUUUCCUUUAAGAAAAAACACUAUAUUUAAAUAAUAAUUUAUAAAUCCUCCAAGUUCAUUUUCAAAUGCAUAACCAUAAUAAACAAAUACUCAUAUAUAUGAAUACUAUAUAAUCGAAAUUCGAGAUAGUGGAAUGGGAAUAGAUCAAUAGAAAUUAGAAGCAAUAUAAAAUUUGUUAAAAAAUGAGGAGAAAUCAUUCUAAGAUUUAGAUAGAGAUUCUGCUUCAGGUAUGAUGUUAGGAUUGAGAGCAUCAAAUGCAUUAAUAAAGUAUAUUAGUGGAAAAGAAGAAGAUAAUUACAUAACAAUAGAUUCAGUAGAAGAUUAAGGAACUACAGUUUGUAUUCAUGUGAAAUGUAGAAUUACACAAUUAACAGAAGGAUUCAUGCCUAGUGAUUUAUAUAAUAAAGAAGGUUCUUAGAUUGAAUUAGAAGGGAAGAUUCUAGAUAUUGAGAGCCAAUCUUUUAAGUUUAAUAUUUGGACAGAUCCAGAAAAUAGCAGUAGAACAAAUAUGAUUAAUAAAACAAAAAAAUCUUCAUUAAAUAAUAUGAAUAUGACUAAUAAAAAAGGAAGUGUGCAAAUGAUCUCUAAUAAUAAUAUAUCUAGUUUUUAUAGAAAUAUGGAAGGGAGUUUGUUUAAGAGUUCUGGUUGUACUUGUGAAUAAAAAAUUGUAAUUGUUGAUGAUGAACCAUAUAAUUUAUUAGUUUUGGAAUCUUUACUUAAAUAAUUAGGAUAUCAAUCAAUAAAAGCUGAUAAUGGAAAAUAAUGUGUUCAUCUAAUUGAAACUAGUAUUUCUUUAUUUGAUGAACAUAAAUGUUAAGGCUUUAAGGCAAUUAUUAUGGAUUAUCAAAUGCCAAUAAUGAAUGGAUAAGAAGCGACUUAAAAAAUAAAGUUUUUAUUUAAAGAUUAAUCAAGAAUCUAAAUUCCUAUUUUUGGAUUGACUGGAUUUUCUGGAGAAGAUGAUUUAAUCAAUUUAACUGACGCUGGAAUGAAAGAAGUCUAUAUUAAACCUAUAACUCUAAAAACAUUAGAGGAAAUGAUAAAUAAGUUAAAUUAAACAGAAAGCAGAGACACACCAUGUCUAUCUUCUAGGCAAUUUUAAUGUUUCGAAUUAAAUUAUGCAGAUGAUUUAGAAUAAUUAGCUCAUGAAUGA
This is a messenger RNA of Paramecium pentaurelia, 2883 nucleotides long. NCBI's taxonomy places the organism in Eukaryota, Ciliophora, Oligohymenophorea, Peniculida, Parameciidae. The record is from the annotation of a GenBank genome assembly.